Symbiodinium natans is the source of this 651-nucleotide messenger RNA. The record is from the annotation of a GenBank genome assembly. Lineage: Eukaryota; Dinophyceae; Suessiales; Symbiodiniaceae.
AUGGCUCGUUCUCGCUCUCCAGCAAGACAGCGAGUGGUUCGUGGCGUAGCUGGCAUCGAAGACAUUUUUUUGUCUCCGCUCACGACAGAAGAAAUUCGACGGUGUCGAUGCCUGGAAGCGCAGGGGGAAUGCUGCAGUGUAGAUGAGGCCUUUGCUUCCUCCUCUUCGUCUGUGGAUGACAUUGAGGAGUACAGCCCGUCUGUGCUCGAUGGCGACAGUUCUAGUUCGCAGUCUGCGGGGCAGCCGGGCAUCCCGCCUUACAUCCUUGAGCAGCUGAAGGAGGAGAGUGCUGAACUGGAGGACUUGAGACGCUGUUUCAACAAGAAGCAGCAGAAGUUCCGCUGGGGCGGCUGUCGGUUCCAUGAGCGCAGGAGCCUUCAGCCCCACCUUGUGCAAAGUGGUCUCACCAGAGGACAGCUGUUUCUUCGCUGUGCACAGUUUUGGCCCAGAGGUGAGCAGGCCUGUAAAAGAGCCAAGAUCAACAGACGCAGUGUCACGAUGGUUGGCGGAGACCAACGCUGUGAAAGUCAGGAACUGGGGCUUCAAAAGAUAGCUGCCGCUGUGGUGGCGUAUCAGAAUUUCUACCGCAAUACCGUGUCGCCCAAGGAUCUGUGGAAUCAGGUUUCCUUCUUGGACGCAGACGCCGCUUGA